CAGAAGUUGCCUGCACAUUUGAAAGCCCUGGUUUCACAUGUCUGUUUCCCCUGUCCUCAACAUUUACUGUAUGCUCAGAGAGAGUGUUAGAGUGAGCGUGAUAAGGCGAUAGGACGGGUGUCAAUGAGAGAAAUCGCAAAGGUAAAGAGAGAUUUAUCUGAAAGUGAGAGACGAACUGACUGUGACUGACUCAACAUUAUCUCAACAAACGCAUCACUUGAAAAGCCAUAGGAUACUGAGAAGACAGAGAUGAGGGCUGUGGCAGUCACCCUCUGGGCUGUGGCUGCGUUAAUGGGAGUCCAUCAGUGCACCCCCUCCUCCUCAGAAAUCCACACCAUUAUUGUCAACCUCUCCUCCAAAAACAUAUCCUCUGUUCCCAGAAACCUACCUCCAUGCACCGAAGCCCUGGACCUCUCCCAGAACAACAUACACAAACUUGGCCAUGAGGAUUUCCAAGUUACAACUCACCUGAGAUUCCUCAACCUUUCUUGGAAUGUCUUGGAGGAUAUUGAUCCGGAGACGUUUCAUCCCACUCCGCUCCUGGAGAGUCUGGACCUCUCACACAACCAGCUCCAGAACCUAUCUGAUCAACGGUACUUGCUGUUAGCGCUGAACCUCAGAGACCUAGAUCUGACCUUUAACAUGUUCCACACCAUGACCCUGGGGGUGGAGUUCCACAGCCUGACGAAGCUGGAGAGACUGGGGCUCGGAGCAAAAAUCAUCAGGGUGGAGGAUUUCAUCAACAUCACUGAUGUACACCUGCAAACUUUGACCCUUCGUCUGGAGAAUCUCACAGCCUAUGAGAGCGGCAGCCUGAGUGACGUCCAGGCGGAGAAGGUCAGCAUCGGCCUGACGAACAAACCCACCGAUCGAAAUCUGAUCGCAGACGCCCUGUUGAUGUUCGACAAGGUUGAGCUGAUGGGUAUGAACAUCAAUGGCUACCACAGUUACCUGGUGGAACUUGUGAAGGAGAAAAGGGCAGUCAACACCACACAUCUUUACCUGACAAAUAUGGCCAUCACCUGGGAGCACCUGACAAACACCAUAAACGCCUUGUUGCAAUCCCCCAUCAUCCACCUGAGCACUUCAGACGUGGCCAUCCACAUCCCACCUUCGAUUGACACCCCAGGAAGAAACACGUCCCACACUAAAUCCUUCUCUGCCAGGCGAGCGGGGGUGGUUAGCUUUUUCUUCUCCCUGGAAGCCCUCUGUAACUUCUUCAUCAACAUGCCGGUGGAGCGCCUGGCGAUGACUGAGACAUCCAUCAUACACAUGACCUGCCCCAAGUCACCCAGCGGGAUACUGCAGCUAGACUUCUCAGAUUGUGCCUUGACUGAUACGGUCUUCUCCAGAGUAGAACAGCAAGUCACUGUAGAGUGUACAACCCUGAAUAAAGUAAACAUACUGGUUCUGAGAGGGAACAACCUCAGGUGCCUUCAAACCCUGAGCAAGAGGGUCCAGAACAUGAUCUCUCUGCGUCACCUGGACCUCAGCCUCAACUCGUUGGUUUACAGCGGCCAGGAAUGCCACUGGCCACCGAACAUUGUCCACCUGAACCUAUCUUCCAAUGGGCUGAGUGAGUCGGUAUUCAGCUGCCUGCCGAAUGGCACCGCCAGCCUGGACCUCCAGAACAACCAGAUCUCCACUGUACCAGAGACCCUGCUGGCCCUGGACUCCCUCCUGGCCCUGGACCUGAGUGCCAACCGGCUGAGGGACCUCCCGGUGUGCACUGGAUUCCCACACCUUAAGUAUCUCCUUCUCGGGGAAAACUCCCUCCAUGCCCCAUCUGUGAGCUUUCUGGAGACUUGCCCUGUUCUACAGGUUCUAGAUGCUGGCCGAAACCCCUUCACCUGUACGUGUGGCCUGAGGGGCUUCAGGGAUCUGGGUGCUGGGACUGGCCUGGGCAGCGGACACUCUGCAAUCCAAGUUCUCCACUGGCCAGGAGCCUAUCGCUGCAGCUAUCCCGAAGCCUGGAGGAACUCCACACUGGAGGGCUUCCAGAUCCCUGAGAUCUCCUGCAAUGUCGGCCUUCUGGCAACGGCCAUCUUGUGCCCUGCAGUGGCUAUUAUCAUUAUUAUGGUGACUCUGUGCCACCACCUGGACGUUCCGUGGUACCUGGGCAUGAUCUGGCAGUGGACCCGGGCAAAGCACCGUGCCAGGAACCAGCAGGUCCGGCCCGAGGAACUGGAGGGGGUGGUGUUCCACGCGUUUGUGUCCUACAGCCAGCAUGAUGCAGACUGGGUCAAGGGCCAGCUCUUGCCUAAUCUGGAAGGCUCCGGCGGGGGCCUCCACAUCUGCCGCCAUGAGAGGGACUUCGUCCCGGGGAAGACGAUCGUGGAGAACAUCAUCCAAUGCGUGGAGAGGAGCCGGCGCUGUGUGUUCGUCCUCUCUCACCACUUCGUCCGGAGCGAGUGGUGCCACUAUGAGCUGUACUUUGCCAGCCAUCAGCGGUUGACUCGAGGGUCUGACAGUGUAAUCCUGGUGCUCCUGGAGCCUCUGCCUCAGUACAUGAUCCCCUCCAAGUACUAUCAGCUAAAGGCCAUGAUGGGCAGACACACCUAUCUGGAGUGGCCCCAGGACAGGGGCAAGCACAGGCUGUUCUGGGCCAAUCUCAGGGCUGCACUGCAGGCUGACCUGCCCACUGCACCUGUACGAGACGACAUGGAUGAGUGAGAGGGAGAGAGAAAAUAAGAUAAAUUGGGGAAGAAAAAUAUUUAUAUAUAUUUUUAAUGUUAUCUAGAAAUAUCAAAAAUACGCUCACAUUUGUCAACUUUUCAGCAAUCUCACAAUUAUUUAGAACCUCUUUUUUUAUAUACACUUCAUAAAAUGCUGCCUGAUGACUAAAAAUUAGUUAUUCCGCUGCUCUAUCAUUCACUACAGUCAUUUGUGGUGACGUCAAAAUGAGGGGUGUUGUACAAAACUGAGUCAUCAGCGAUUGGAUCAUCUCUAACCAAUCUGAGUAUCAAAGCCAAUGACAAAUUUUCAAACACCGCUUUACGCACGUGUGUUCUGGCUCUGGCCCAACCCAUUGGUUUUUGGGACCAAUCCAUUCCAGAAAUCGUUGUAGAGGUACUCAAACCAGUCUCAUUGUGGAGAAGAAAAUAAUGUCCGUGGGCGUGCCAUAGCGUUUGGCCGGAGCAAAGAGUUUGGGUAGCCAGGCAACACAAAAUGUUCAAAAAAGGAAAAAUAAACAAAAAGUAUCAAGACAGCCAAUGGCAGACAGAGAGCAAAUACCACAGACACAGUAGACCAAUCCCUGUUAAGUAUCCCCAGAAACAGAAUCCUUCCCAAGUACAGAACCUUCUCAUGUUAGCAAGAACAUCCUUUGAAAGUCAUUAUCUAAUUUUAAGGCAAGUAGUACAACAAGGGGGAAAGUACAGAAGAUUUUACGCUCAUGAGUAACGUUAGCACCACAGAUUAACCCUAGAAAGAGGGAAACAAGUAAUCUAUCUCUUUCUAAUUAUUGUUAUUUGGUCAUAGAGGGGUCAGGAGUUCAAUUGUCAGGUCUGAUGGAAGACGACGAUGGUCUUCUGAGCACAGGGUUUCACUGUGGACAUUAGACCCAUGAGCCAAAUGUCAGAUGUCCAAGUGUCAAAGUUGAAGGGGUCAGAGGUCAGGGCAGGGACUGGAUGAUGAUGAUCUUCUCAUUGAUACAGAAGCGGUGGAGGACAGUAUACAGGUUCUCCGUGCAGAGUGACACCUGUCUCUCCACGGCCAGACGGAAGUUCUCAUUCACCCCCUUAGUGAUGCCACGCGUCACUGUAUGGUGCCUACAGGGCAGAGGAACACAGACAAUGGGUGUGUAUGAGAAAGCACCCCUUUCUAACGUUUUCUUCACAUUAAUCAUUUUAUAAAUCAGACACUGUUUAUUUUUGUCCAAACCUCUAUAGCAACAGGUGAGAAAACACACAUUUAUCAAUGAGAAAACUGUGAGAAAACACAAAUGUAUCAAUGAUAAAAAUACAAUUUCACAACAUCAAGGAAACAACUUUUCCUCACAUACAGUCUUCAUAGUUUUGAAAUUGAAUGAGAGUAUCAGGUAUCUACCAAGAAGGCAACAUUUUGACGGGAAGAUUCAACAACGUCAAAAGCAAUAACACAUAGUCAAACAUGAAUGUUCACAAAUGCAAUGACAACUAGAGAUAACAUUUUUGAUCGAAAUAGACUUCAAAAACAUCAGUAACGGCCACAUAAAUGGAUGCAAUGGGUCAAACACUUUCGUGAAAAUAAAACACAACAAGGACUCAAUGAAAACGGCAGACAAAACAUUUCAGUGAGGUUUGGGCCUGAGGGAUGGAGAGUGUUUGACAUAGGGGUGGUGGGCAGGGGUGCCUGUCGGUCGUCUGCACCCCAGGUAGCAGCAGGGUGUUUACCGCCCCACCCAGAGCGGGACUAGGGUUCCUGAGGACAGUAAACACCAACAUUUAUCAACUCACGCUCUGGGUUAAAAGUUAGGAUCUGGUGUAGUCAAGAACCUCAAACAAAGUUUUUUCAAUAUUGGAUAGACGGCGCGUUGUACUGCUAACCCUUUUUCAACAUAAUGCUUCACAGCUGAGCUGCUAUUCGCUACCUGUAUGUGAACAUGACUGUGUACAAUAUAUAUAAACAUAAGCCAGUAGGAGGUGCUUACUUGAUUAGCAUUCCCUUAUUGGGCAGUAGCUGGACACGCCCCCCUCUGUAGUGGCAGGUCUGCAAACUCCUCCAGCAUAUCAAUAUUUGCAGGAACAAAUGAGUUAAAGGGAACAAACAGAGAGAGAGAGAGAGAAAAGAAGAGAGCUAAAAUUACGCAAGAUUUUAGUUCUGGGUUAAUCAAGAUUAUUUUAGAUAUAAUGUAUGAGAAGGAUACUGGUGAUGUAGCCGAAAAAGUUAUCAUACUGGAAGUUGCCCUGCUGACAGAUCUUAUCAAUCACUCAGGAACAGCGACUCUCCCUGAAAAAUGAUGAAAGUGUUUUUGUUAAGAUAGGGAUGUGAUUUGAGAAGCUAUAAGAGAAAAGAGUUUUUUUAAAUAACUUUGCACAGUGAGUAGUCACCGCCCUGAGUGAGGUCAGAGAGUGUCAGCCUGCCGGAACCUCCCUUUUCCUGCUAACUGUAUAAAUGAUGGGUUAAGAAAUUAACAUACCAGACCAGAAAGAUGUGCAGCUGCACGUUUAAAGUGGUUUGAACUUUGAAUCUCAACACCAGGUAUAGUCGAUAAACUCCCCUCCCGGACAAUCACUAGUACGGCUGAUUAGCUGUCCUAAGUAAAGUAUCUUCGAAAGUGAAUUUACGUAGGACCAUUCUGUCACUCUGCUCAAACCAUCGUAUUAUGCUAUUCUCAUCACCCCACUGGGGAACCAUCGACACGGCUGGCUAGUCUAUCUUCAAAGAAGCAUCUUCAAGAGUGAAUCGGAGGAAAGUCAACUGUAGUUCUGUUCAGGACUACACAACAAGUCACCGGGUACUGGACAACUACAGAGGACAACAGUAGAAGACUUGUCGGAACCAUUUCGGACAAUCAGAGCCUUACAAGCGUGCCACCAAAAGGCCCAACUCCCUUUCCAAGGCUGCCUUGUUCACGAGAGAGAUCCCUGGCGAACCCAGGCAUUUCACGUAAAUACAUUCAUGAUUUCUAGACAUUCAUGCAAAGUAUAUGGUUACUGUAGGUGAGAGAUGUUUCUGAAUGUACCAAUGUUAAGUGUCUCUGUCCCUCUCUCUCCCUCUCCAUCUCUUCUUUAACAAGCAGCUAUGUUGUUGUCAUUCCGCUAGGGACCUGUUUUUAGCGUAUUAAGUCUCCAGUCAAUAACCGAUGCAUGUAUGUUUAUCCUGUUUUCCCAUUUAAUUAGCUAGUAAUAAAUAAUUAAACCAA
Messenger RNA from Salmo salar (Atlantic salmon), 5845 nucleotides. It is a transcript of the gene tlr1, whose product is annotated as toll-like receptor 1. Gene Ontology annotation, molecular function: protein binding; transmembrane signaling receptor activity. Gene Ontology annotation, cellular component: plasma membrane. Gene Ontology annotation, biological process: immune response; toll-like receptor signaling pathway; inflammatory response. The record is from RefSeq and is a predicted model, not a curated record. NCBI's taxonomy places the organism in Eukaryota, Metazoa, Chordata, Actinopteri, Salmoniformes, Salmonidae.